This is a messenger RNA of Penicillium diatomitis, 1830 nucleotides long. Its product is annotated as MFS transporter. The record is from RefSeq and is a predicted model, not a curated record. Gene Ontology annotation, biological process: xenobiotic detoxification by transmembrane export across the plasma membrane. The transcript has a single exon. Bases 1 to 1830 code for a protein of 609 amino acids. NCBI's taxonomy places the organism in Eukaryota, Fungi, Ascomycota, Eurotiomycetes, Eurotiales, Aspergillaceae. Gene Ontology annotation, molecular function: fluconazole transmembrane transporter activity.
AUGGCCAACUCUGCUUCAGCCGGGGGCGAGUCCUCCCGACCGUCGCAAAUCCCGUACUGGCGCUUCAUCUUCGACCAAAAAGUGGUGACAGAAGAGGUUGCCUCGUUCCCGUAUGCAGGCUUGGGCACCGACGAGGACCCAUUUGUGGUGGUUUGGCUACCGCGCGAUCCUCGAAACCCAAUGAAUUUUAGCUCUUUCAAGAAAUGGGCUAUUACAUUCCUGGUAUCAUUUGUCACGCUGGCAGUAGCGCUUGUUUCUUCGGCGUACUCAGGCGGCGUUCGUCAAAUUAUCGAAGAGUUCAACGUGGAACAAGAGAUUGCCAUCCUUGGUGUGUCAUUGUUCGUGCUCGGGUUCGCAAUCGGCCCCUUAAUCUGGGCGCCGAUGAGUGAGAUCUUCGGCCGUCGUCAUGUCUUCACUUUCACCUAUGCUUGCUUGACUGCAUUUAAUGCAGGUGCUGCUGGUGCGAACAACAUCACAACUUUGAUCAUCUUACGCUUCCUGGCGGGUUGUUUCGGUUCGUCACCGUUCGGAAAUGCAGGCGGUACCAUUGCCGAUUUAUUCACAGCCUCGCAGCGCGGUAUGGCGAUUAGUUUCUUCGCUGCGGCACCUUUCUUAGGUCCCACCAUUGGGCCUGUUGUCGGUGGCUUCCUGGCAUCUGCAGCUGGUUGGCGAUGGGUAGAAGGCUUACUUGCCGCCUUCUCAGGUCUUCUUUGGCUAUGUAUCAUUUUCCUUCUUCCGGAGACGUAUGCGCCCGUGCUACUACGUCGCAGGGCAGCUAAGCUGUCUGAAAUGACGGGACAAGUCUACCGCAGCAAGAUUGAUAUUGAGCGAGGGCCGGUUCCUCUCGGAAAGACUCUGAAGACUGCCCUCUCACGACCCUGGAUCCUAUUGUUCCGCGAGCCUAUUGUCCUGCUCUUUUCGAUCUAUAUGUCGAUUAUCUACGGAACACUUUAUAUGCUCUUCGCCGCCUACCCGAUCGUUUUCCAACAAGGCCGUGGCUGGAGCGAAGGUAUUGGCGGUCUUGCCUUCCUUGGGAUUCUGGUGGGCAUGGUCAUUGCCGUUAUUUACAACUUCCCCGAGAAUCUACGCUAUGCAAAGAAGUGCAGUGAGACGACUGAUCGCCUCCCACCAGAGCUUCGGCUACCACCGAGUAUGGUUGGCGGUAUCGCCCUCCCAGUGGGACUGUUUUGGUUUGCUUGGACAAAUUACCCCAGCAUUCACUGGAUUGUACCUAUUGCCGCGGGAGCUCCUUUCGGCUUCGGUAUGGUACUUGUCUUUUUGAGCGUGAUGAACUACCUGAUCGAUUCAUAUGUUAUUUACGCCGCUUCCGUCCUGGCAGCGAACUCUGCACUUCGGUCAUUAUUCGGAAUGGCCUUUCCACUUUUCACGACCUACAUGUAUCAGAACCUGGGUGUUCACUGGGCCUCUUCCAUCCCAGCGUUCUUGUCGCUCGCCUGUGUGCCGUUUCCUUUCAUCUUCUGGAAAUACGGUGCGCAAAUUCGUCAGCGAUGCACUUAUGCUGCCGAAGCAGAUGCGUUCAUGCGCCGCCUUGCCGAAAAGAACCAAGUCGAGCUUCGUCGCGAAGAAAUCGCUCCCAAGAACGAGCAUGAAAAGGCUGAAGAGAUGUCUGAUGACUCCAGUGACACGGAAAGUCUCUCGACCGUGCCAUCGCGCAUCAGUUUGGGGCGUCUGGCCUCCCGGGCGUCUCGCCAGUCAGGAAGGUCAAUGCAUCGAACGCCAACGGCUACUCAAUAUGAAGAGAAUCCGUACGACCUUGAUAUCGUCAACACUCGACAGUCUGCCAUGAGCGGUCGCCGCCCGCAUGGCUGA